Messenger RNA from Microtus oregoni (creeping vole), 1069 nucleotides. RefSeq names its product potassium two pore domain channel subfamily K member 15 (gene Kcnk15). The record is from RefSeq and is a predicted model, not a curated record. Bases 16 to 987 code for a protein of 323 amino acids. Gene Ontology annotation, molecular function: potassium ion leak channel activity. The transcript is spliced from 2 exons. Gene Ontology annotation, biological process: stabilization of membrane potential; potassium ion transmembrane transport. NCBI's taxonomy places the organism in Eukaryota, Metazoa, Chordata, Mammalia, Rodentia, Cricetidae. Gene Ontology annotation, cellular component: membrane.
AGAAGGCGAGACGCGAUGAGGAAGCAGAGUGCGCGCACGGCCGCGCUCGUCCUGUGCAUUCUGUCCUACUUGCUGGUGGGCGCCGCGGUCUUCGAUGCGCUGGAGUCCGAGGCCGAGCGCAACCGGCAGCGGCUGCUGGCACGGAAGCGCAGCGAGUUCCGCAGAAAGUACGGCUUUUCCGCCGACGACUACCGCGAGCUGGAGCGCUUAGCGCGGCAGGCAGAGCCGCACCGCGCCGGCCGCCAGUGGCGUUUCGCAGGUUCCUUCUACUUCGCCAUCACGGUCAUCACCACUAUCGGGUAUGGCCAUGCUGCCCCAGGCACGGACUCCGGUAAGGUCUUCUGUAUGUUCUAUGCACUCCUGGGCAUCCCCUUGACACUGGUCACCUUCCAGAGCCUGGGCGAGCGUCUAAACGCGCUGGUGAGGUUUCUGCUGCUGGAGGCCAAGCGCUGCCUGGGUCUGCAGCGGCCGCACGUUUCCGCAGAGAACAUGGUGGUAGCCGGGCUUCUGUUGUGCGCUACCACCCUGGCCCUCGGCGCCGCUGCCUUUGCGCACUUCGAGGGCUGGACCUUCUUCCACGCCUACUACUACUGCUUCAUCACUCUCACCACCAUUGGCUUUGGCGACUUCGUGGCGCUACAGAGAGACGAGGCGCUACAGAGGAAGCCGCCCUACGUGGCCUUCAGUUUCCUCUACAUCCUUCUGGGGCUCACGGUCAUCGGUGCCUUCCUCAACCUGGUGGUCCUGCGCUUUCUUGCCAGCGCCGACACUCCUGAGCGCUCAGCCCGCUGCACCAGCGCAUUCCGCAGGGGGGCGCUCAAGAAACGCGCCCGCACUGCGGCCUCCACCUGUAUCUCUCAGGGCAUCCAUCAGCUGGAUACUUGGGCAUGCGACAACCCGGCCUUCUCGCCUCCCUUGAGUCCAGAAGCCCUGUACCACUGCCACAAUAGUACAGACAGACGCCGAGCUCGGAGAAAGUCCAUCUGAAAGUCCUACCCUACCCGGGCGAGGGUUGACCAAUCAAUGUCUAGCCGCACCUGUUAGCAAACCCACCCUUCCUCUGGCUUGG